GAAUUUAGUAGACAGAAGUCACUAGGAACGCCUUGACAGGAUCCGGCUUUAGCUGGGGCUCCCUCCAGCUGCGGAGGGUGUUUUUUGUUAGAAUCACAAACUGCCCAAGUAAAACUGCUCAGAAUAGAGCUGUGACCUCAACCACGAAAUGUGAACUCAUAUUUUGGAGACGCUAACAGGACGGACUUCUUCCUGGCCCGGCCCGAGAGCAGUGUCAAGCUUUGGCGUUGCGGCAGCCCCUGGUCUAGGUGGUGAAAUGACAAAAUUCACUCUCUUCAUUGAUCCAUGAAUAUGAAAUCAUCUUUCAUCAAAUUCAAUCUCCUUUGGCCUCAUAUGGAAUGUAUCUUCAUAUCUGUUGUUAAACUAUGAUGACAUGUCUGUAGCUAUCAGAAAGAGAAGCUGGGAAGAGCAUGUGACCCAGCAGACAGGACAGCCUUUUAAUUCUGAGGAUUAUAACACAGCAUGUCAUCAUGGGCUCGUAGCAUACAGCUUGCAGGCAAGUAUGGAAAAAGAUGCAACUGCCCUAAAUGUGGACUGCAAAGAGAAGUGGUCUUCCCUACCAGACUGCUGUCACGGAUCAGAGCUGAGAGAUUUUCCUGGAAAGCCAAUGGGUCACAUUUCAAACGAGGUGGAUGAAAGUGACAGCCAGGAAGGAGAAGAACACUUUCUAUGUCUGGAAGCCAGCACAGAAACACUGGUGCAUAUUUCUGAUGAGGACACUGACUCUGAUCUCCACGUUGCCAAUGAUGCACAGAUUUCAACUACCCAAAGGCAUGAAAGAACCAGCCAACACAGUGUUGAAGGAGCCGGCUCCUUAGUGAAAACACUGCCCGUCAUACAAAGGAACCAAGACUCCUGUCACUCCUGGGGGGAGACUGCACAAGAUUAUGAUCAGGCUCUUGCAGAUAAGAGUGGGGAGGGGCACGCUGAUGAUGCUAUAAGUAAAAGCCUGGAGUUUUGCAACAAUAUAAACUUGAGUGAAGAAAAAGAUUUGCCUGAAGUAAAUACAUUUGAGCCUUUGAAUGUUAAAGAUUUCACACCUGAGACACAAUUACUUAACUCUGCAGUCAUCGCCCAACAACGAAGGAAAGUGGACUUUCCUAAAGAUGAAUAUGAAGGAAACAGCUCUGUAGUACAAAAUGAGUUCUUGUCUGUUCAUUGCACGGAGAGAGAGCUGCCAUUAUUGAAAGCAGAUUGUGAGAGCUGCCUUCCACGGCCUCCUUCCUGUCCUGGUGGAAUGUCAGCUGAAAAUGACCUGGAGAAGAGUAGUUUCUCAGAACAUCAAAACAAAAGUCUUCCAGGGGUCAGCACAGAAGAUGGCAUGCAGUGUUUACAGUUAAAGGACUUGAUGACCACCCAGGAGCCCACAGAUAGCCAAGUCAGGCUGCGCAAGAAAAAGGAAACAAGAGAAGAUCGAGAUAGGGCACGGCUGGACUCCAUGGUGCUAUUAAUUAUGAAACUGGACCAACUGGACCAAGACAUUGAGAAUGCCCUCAGCACCGGCUCCUCUCCAUCCAGCACACCAACAAACCUGAGGCGGCAUGUGCCUGAUCUGGAAUCAGAACCUGAGAAUGGAACAGAUACUAUUUCCGUGAAUCAGACACAAACGAAUUUGUCUUCCAACGCUGAGCCACCUACUGGUCUGCCAUCUUUCACCCCAUCCACCAAUUCUGGAACCAAACCCAAGGCUACAGCUGUUCUAGGUAUUUCAGAGAAAGAAAAGGCUGAAAUUGAAGCCAAGGAAGCUUGUGAUUGGCUGCGGGCAACAGGUUUCCCCCAGUAUGCACAGCUUUAUGAAGAUUUCCUGUUCCCCAUUGAUAUUUCCUUGGUCAAGAGAGAGCAUGAUUUUCUGGACAGAGAUGCCAUUGAGGCUCUGUGCAGGCGUCUAAAUACUUUGAACAAGUGUGCAGUGAUGAAACUAGAAAUUAGUCCUCACAGGAAGAGGAGUGAGGAUUCAGACGAAGAUGAACCUUGUGCAAUAAGCGGCAAAUGGACUUUCCAAAGGGAUAGCAAGAGGUGGUCCCGGCUUGAGGAGUUUGAUGUCUUUUCUCCAAGGCAGGAUCCAAUCCCUGGGUCUCCAGAUGAUUCCCACCUGCAGAACGCCACCAGCCACGAAAGCAUGCUGACAGAGCUCAGCGAGCGCCAGGAGGUGUCUUCUGUCCGCAGCCUCAGCAGCAGCAGCAGUGCCCCCACACACGUGCCUCACGGUGGGGAUGCUGCCACGCCCCGGACUAACUCUGUCAUCAGCAUCUGCUCCUCCAGCCACUUUCUAGGCAAUGAUGACUCUUUCUGCAGUCUUCCUUCUCCCAAGGAACUGUCAAGCUUUAGCUUUAGUAUGAAAGGCCAUGAGAAAAACACCAAGUCCAAGACACGAAGCCUGCUGAAACGGAUGGAGAGCUUAAAGCUCAAGGGCUCCCAUCACAGCAAGCACAAGGCCCCCUCUAAGCUGGGACUGGUCAUCAGUGGGCCGGUUCUGCAGCAGGGGAUGGAUGAGGAGAAGCUGAAACAGCUGAACUGUGUGCAGAUUUCAGCCCUCAAUGGCAACCACAUCAACAUGCCCAUGGUACGCAAGAGGAGCGUGUCCAAUUCCACGCAGACCAGUAGUAGCAGCAGCCAGUCAGAGACAAGUAGUGCCGUUAGCACACCCAGCCCUGUCACUAGGACUCGCAGCCUUAGCACUUGCAACAAGCGGGUGGGCAUGUAUCUUGAGGGUUUUGAUCCUUUCAACCAGUCCACCUUCAACAGUGUGAUGGAGCAGAAUUUUAAAAACCGUGACUACCCAGAGGACACAGUGUUCUACAUUCCUGAAGAUCACAAGCCUGGCACCUUCCCCAAGGCCCUUUCCAACAGCAGUUUCUGUCCCUCGGGAAAUAACAGUUCUGUGAACUGGAGGACAGGAAGCUUCCAUGGCCCUGGCCAUCUCAGCCUGCGUAGGGAAAACAGUAAUGACAACCCGAAGGAGCUGAAGAGACGCAAUUCAUCUAGCUCCAUGAGCAGCCGCCUAAGCAUCUAUGACAACGUGCCAGGCUCCAUCCUCUAUUCCAGUUCAGGGGACCUGGCCGACCUAGAGAACGAAGACAUCUUCCCCGAGCUGGAUGACAUUCUCUACCAUGUAAAGGGGAUGCAACGGAUAGUGAACCAGUGGUCAGAGAAGUUUUCAGACGAGGGAGACUCCGACUCAGCCCUGGACUCCGUGUCUCCUUGCCCAUCAUCCCCAAAACAGAUACACCUAGAUGUGGACAAUGACCGAACAACACCUAGUGACCUGGACAGCACAGGGAACUCCCUCAAUGAGCCUGAAGAACCCACUGACAUCCCAGAAAGAAGGGACUCUGGGGUAGGGGCUUCCCUGACCAGGUGCAACAGGCACAGACUAAGAUGGCACAGUUUCCAGAGCUCUCACCGGCCGAGCCUAAACUCCGUAUCUCUGCAGAUUAACUGCCAGUCUGUGGCCCAGAUGAACCUACUGCAAAAAUACUCGCUCCUGAAGUUGACAGCUUUGCUGGAGAAGUACACACCUUCCAACAAGCAUGGUUUUAGCUGGGCUGUACCGAAGUUCAUGAAACGGAUCAAAGUUCCAGACUACAAGGACCGGAGUGUUUUUGGAGUCCCGCUGACAGUGAAUGUGCAACGCUCAGGACAGCCCUUGCCUCAAAGCAUCCAGCAGGCCAUGCGCUACCUCCGCAACCACUGUCUGGACCAGGUUGGGCUCUUCAGAAAAUCUGGUGUCAAAUCCCGGAUUCAGGCUCUGCGUCAGAUGAAUGAAAGUACUACAGAUUGUGUGAACUACGAAGGGCAGUCUGCUUAUGAUGUGGCAGACAUGUUGAAGCAGUAUUUCCGAGAUCUUCCUGAGCCACUCAUGACGAACAAACUCUCAGAAACCUUUCUACAGAUCUACCAAUAUGUGCCCAAGGACCAGCGCCUCCAAGCUAUCAAGGCCGCCAUUAUGCUUCUUCCUGAUGAGAACCGGGAGGUUCUCCAGACGCUUCUCUACUUCUUGAGUGACGUCACGGCAGCUGUAAAAGAAAACCAGAUGACUCCCACCAACUUGGCCGUGUGCUUGGCCCCUUCUCUCUUCCACCUCAACACUCUGAAGAGAGAGAAUUCUUCCCCAAGGGUAAUGCAAAGAAAACAGAGUUUGGGUAAACCAGAUCAGAAAGAUUUGAAUGAAAACCUAGCUGCCACUCAAGGAUUGGCCCACAUGAUUGCUGAGUGUAAGAAGCUCUUCCAGGUUCCUGAAGAAAUGAGCCGAUGCCGUAAUUCCUACACUGAGCAAGAGCUGAAACCCCUCACACUAGAGGCAUUAGGACACCUGAAUAAUGAUGAAUCUGCUGACUACAAACACUUCCUCCAGGACUGUGUGGAUGGCCUGUUUAAGGAGGUCAAAGAGAAGUUCAAAGGCUGGGUCAGCUACUCUACUUCUGAACAGGCAGAGCUGUCAUAUAAAAAGGUGAGUGAAGGCCCUCCUCUAAGGCUGUGGAGAUCAACCAUUGAAGUCCCUGCUACACCUGAGGAAAUCUUGAAGCGCCUACUGAAAGAACAGCACCUUUGGGAUGUGGACUUGUUGGAUUCCAAAGUGAUCGAAAUACUGGACAGCCAGACUGAAAUUUACCAGUAUGUUCAGAAUAGCAUGGCACCCCACCCUGCUCGGGACUUUGUUGUGUUGAGGACCUGGAGAACUAAUUUACCCAAGGGAGCCUGUGCCCUCUUACUCACCUCUGUGGACCAUGACCGAGCACCCGUGGCUGGAGUCAGGGUUAAUGUGCUCCUGUCCAGAUACUUGAUUGAACCCUGCGGGUCAGGAAAAUCCAAACUCACCUACAUGUGCAGAGCUGAUUUAAGGGGCCACAUGCCAGAGUGGUACACAAAAUCUUUUGGACACUUGUGCGCAGCUGAAGUAGUGAAGAUCCGAGACUCCUUCAGUAAUCAGAACACUGAAACCAGGGACACCGAAUCCAGGUGAAAUGAAGCCACUGUGCCCAGCAGCCACGUGACUAUUUCUAGAACUUUGCCAGACCAUGAAAGAAUCCAUCUGUGUUGGAUCCUAAAACAAGUACAAGUUGGAGUAUAGACAUUGACUCGAGCAAUUUGUUACAUUUUUAAAGCUGCUUCCUGUUUGUUUAAGGUCUAUAUUACAGACCUUGACUGGAAUAUAUAAGACUGCAAAGAAAAAAGUACUUGUAUGCUUACUCAACUUGCUUCUAAGAAGCAAAGUUCUUUAAAUCCAUUGUGGAAGAUAAUGAAGAGACCUCAUUCUCUUGUGAUGUCAGCAUAUUGUUCUGUGUCAUUUAUUUGCAGUGUGUUUGAGGGACUGGUGUAUCCACUGGAAUAGUUGGUACUCGUGACAGGUUUUCUCACUGAGAUGAGCAAAGAAAGGUUUGCACAGAGGAGUGUGAAUGUGUGUUUGUCGCUGGCUGAAUGGCACGGAUGUAGAGAUAGGAUUCAGUGUCUGGCACACUGCAAUGCUCCAAGAAAGAUGCUGAUGCGCCAGGUUCACCUUGACCUGGAAGAGCUGACUGCCCACACAUCCUCCCAGAAAGAGAGCCCAACCCCCUUCUGCACUUGUUUCCCCCCCAGUUCUUAAACAUUUCUUCUCUACUUUAAAAGUCCUUUGAUUGCUCUGUCACUCAUUUUAAUGCAGUUUGGUUUUACACCUAACUGUAAGUUGUGAUAAUUGCUUUAACCAAUAAGGGUAGUUCAGGAAAAUAAAAACAAAACAUCCCCUUCCCAUCCCUCUUGCUGGCUUCAAAGAAAGGAUUUUGCUUCGUUUUAAGUGAAACGUAAAAACUGAACACUAGCACUCCUGAAUGAAACAAAACACUUUUUUCUUUCUUUUUUACACUACGAAUUGGACCCAGAGCCUUGCACAUGCUAGGCAAGCACUCUUAUCACUGAACUUUACCCCUAACUCUCUUUUUCUGUUUUAGUUUUAGAGACAAGGUCUCACCAAGUUGCCCAGCCUGGCCUUGGACUCACUGUAUUCCAGGUAGGCUUUGGGCUUGGGCUCCUCCUGCAUCUUUCCAAGUAGCUGAGAUUAAUAGGCCCAGCUCAUCAAAGCAUUUCAGUUGUUACAAUUUAGUGUUUCCAUGUUUGCAACAUAAACUCAUAUACAUGAGGACACAGGAAACCAUGUAUGUCUCAAGAAAACAUAACCCAGGUCUACAAAAGUUUUUUUUUUAUUUUUAUUUUUUUGGUUUUUUUUUUUUUUUGGUUUUUUUUUUCUUGGUUGUUGCUAACAGUAUUCCUGAAACUUCAUACAUGCUUAUUUUAACUGGGCUUGUCGUUAUGCACAAACAGGUUUUUACUUGGUUUAGUAACUUUCUUUUUUCUCCAUUUCUUUUUCUUCUCUCUUAUAAUGCCCUUGAAAUAUAUUUUAAUAGCAAUGAAACAUGGUAAUCAUAGUGGAAAGCAAACCAGGUUUUUGGAAGGGUGGUCUUUUUACAGGUUUUACUGUAAUGGUAAAGAUUGAUUCAAGAGACAGUAUUAGUAAAUUUAUUUUGUAUGGUUAAAAGGUGAAUAAUGUAUGAAAGUUGAAGAAGGACUUUUAUUUUGUUAUAGUUUAGUUACCAUUGUCAGUAUUAUUUCAAAGGUUCUUUGAAGAAUUUGGGGGGAUCAGAGUAGAGUUUUAACAUUUGAGUAUUUUGGAUAUCAGUGUUCCUUGUGAAGAUAUUCGUGUAUAUUCAAUUUUGUUGGCUUCCAGAUUUGUAAAAUUGUAUGCUGUAUAUAGCAUUCUGUUGAGAAAUAUGUACACAUGACUGUCCACUGAGCUUUCAGACAUAGAUAAAGCAUGAUAAAGAUUAUUAUUUAAAGUAUACUUGUAUUUAUACCUCAGAUACUCUUUUGGGUUUUGUACCUCAAGGCUCCGCCCCCCCCCAUUGUAAAUACACUUUACAUGAGUACAGUCUAAAUGAAAAAUAAAUAAAAAGAGGUUUAUAAUUUUCUCUAUAUCUGUACAGAGUAUAACCAGUGAGUGCACUAUUAAAUGUUUAAAGGAAGGGAAAAUGUCUGGUCUGCUUUCCUUGGUAUUGUAUCUUCCUUUGCUCUUAGAAGCAAGCACAGGUUCAAAGAUACCAACCUCAGUGCCAAUCCAUGUCAGAAGAUUCAUUGGCUGACAGAGAAAUCAAACAGCAGAUCAUUCCAAGGCCAAGCCACAACUAAGCCACUCACAAGCAGGAAACCCUGGUGAAGGUUCAGGAAGCAUGGAGACUCUCCACACAUAGGUUCAGACAGGAAACAAUACAGAGAAAGUUACUAGAAUAAGCAGCAACAGACAAAUGCUUACAAACAAGGUGCAGAUCACUCAGUUCCACAGACUGCUUCUACACAUUGAGCUGCUCUAUUAAAAGGUUCCAUAUACCUGAUGAGAGAAGUUGUCAAAGAAUGUGAACAUUUUCAAGAACUCUGCUUACACCACCUAAAGUGAUACCAGCAUGUCUUAUUCUUGACCAGUUGCCUAGAUUGUAAGCUCUUCGAGGGCAGGCAGAUCUCCUGCACAUCUUUAUGAUCCUCUACAGCAGCUUUCAGUGUUUUGUACUUGUAGGGCCCUAAUAAAUUUAUUAUUUGCUAAAGCA
Molecule: messenger RNA, 7571 nt
Organism: Jaculus jaculus (lesser Egyptian jerboa)
Lineage: Eukaryota; Metazoa; Chordata; Mammalia; Rodentia; Dipodidae
Gene: Dlc1
Product: DLC1 Rho GTPase activating protein
Exons: 18
Coding region: 374-4963 (1529 amino acids)
Biological process (GO): actin cytoskeleton organization; signal transduction; regulation of Rho protein signal transduction
Cellular component (GO): membrane raft; focal adhesion
Molecular function (GO): GTPase activator activity; lipid binding; protein binding
Source: RefSeq, a predicted model, not a curated record